Messenger RNA from Aspergillus oryzae RIB40, 1965 nucleotides. RefSeq lists its product as uncharacterized. Gene Ontology annotation, molecular function: serine-type endopeptidase activity. Bases 1 to 1965 code for a protein of 654 amino acids. Gene Ontology annotation, biological process: proteolysis. The transcript is spliced from 3 exons. The record is from RefSeq and is a predicted model, not a curated record. Lineage: Eukaryota; Fungi; Ascomycota; Eurotiomycetes; Eurotiales; Aspergillaceae.
AUGAUCGUACCCUACGGACGCUGGAAGAGCCCACUCACCCCAGAAUUACUGUCGAGCAGUAGCAUCUCUCUGCACGAGGUGGUCGUCAAUGAAUCCACCGGGGCUAUCUACUCUGUGGAAUGCCAUCCGACAGAGAAUGGACGCCAUGCAAUUAUCCAGCACUGGAACGGCGAACGUCGGGAUGUGUUACCAAAAGAUUUCAGUGCACACGCCACAGUGCAAGAGCUUGGUGGCGGUUCCCUUGCCAUAAGACCAGACGGACUGAUCACAUUUUCCGACGAAGAAUCUAGCGGCAUCUACCUGCUGGAUCCAACCUCUAGCAAAGUCACUUUGAUCCGCGAAGGGGUAAAGGGUGUCCGCUAUGCGGACUUUUGCCAUCAUCCGAUCAAUGCACACUGGGUGCUUGCCAUCAAGGAGGACCAUCGCGAAGCCACUCCGGAGACCCAAGCAUUCAUGGUUCAUAACACCCUGGUGGCUAUCAACAUCGAUACCGGUGAGGAGACCACAAUUGCCCAAGGGGACGACUUUUUCUCCCACCCCAAGUUCGAUCCUUCGGGGAAGCAUGUCUCUUGGAUUCAGUGGUCCCAUCCGGACAUGCCGUGGACCGGAACUGUUCUUCAUGUUGCGACGUGGGAAGAUGGAUGUCUUAAAAAUAUGAGACGUGUCGCAGGGAAAGCACAGGAAGAGAGUAUCACGCAGCCAAAAUGGGGCCUGGACGGUUCGCUCUACUUUGCGAGCGACAGGACAGGGUUCUGGCAGCUAUAUGCAUUCAACAUGAAUGACGACGCACCUCGCCUGUUGGCGCUGAAAGGUCUCGAAGAGGCGGACUUUGCCACCGCUGAAUGGGAACUGGGAAGCUCCACGUACAUCUCCCUUGACACAACGACUAUCGUCGCAGCCGUCAUUACUCACGCCACGAGUCGAGUGUUCCUGAUUGACACCACCACGUCCUGUGCUCGACAGCUAGAUCUCCCGUACUUAGAUCUGGGCUCUCGUGCUAAUGGGAUCUACCGAGUGUCACCAACCAGCUUCGCCAUCGUUGGUUCGACGGCAACAUCUCCGCAGGAAUUAGCUCUAGUAUCAAUCACGCCCACCUACACGGUGCAAAGAACCGUACUCGCCUCCACUGCGUCGUUCCACUUGGAUCGUGAAUACGUUUCUCACGCCACAGAAUUCCGUGCACCCCAAAAGUACGGACCGCAGUGUGACGGCGACGUAUAUAUGUUCUACUUCCCUCCACAAAACCCGAACUACCAGUCGGAUGAUCAGGGUCCUCCUCCAGUACUGGUCUAUGUUCACGGUGGACCUAAUGGCUGCGUCACCCCAGCGCUCAACCUUGAAAUCCAAUACUGGACCACGCGCGGCUUUGCCGUCUGCGCGCUCAACUACACGGGCUCGACUGGGUACGGUCGCGAAUAUCGCGAGCGUCUCUCGGGAUACUGGGGCCUAGUGGAUGUCGGAGAUGCUGUGAGUGCAGUCGACUUCCUGGUGGAAAAUGGCAUGGUCGAUAAGGCGCGCGUGGGCAUCUACGGUGGCAGUGCCGGCGGGUAUCUGACGCUGCGGGCGUUGCAUAUGUACCCGGACGUUUGGGCGGCGGGAAUUAGUUCCUAUGGCAUCAGCGAUGUCCGGGCAUUGCAGGCUGACUCAUACAAGUUUGAAAGCCAUGAUGUAGACCGGAUUUUACUCAGUACAACGAAGGCCGAGGACAGGGAUGCCGAACUGACCAGGCGCAGUCCGUGCCACUUUGCAGCUCAGAUGAAGGCACCGCUGCUUUUGCUGCAGGGUACAUCCGAUAUGGUGGUCCCUGUCGCACAAGCCAGGAUGAUGGCUGAUGCGAUGCACAAGUGUGGGAGAGUAGCAGAGGUGGUUGAGUUCGAGGGUGAGGGCCACGGUUGGGUUGGCCAUCAAACCAUUUAUGAGUCAUAUAAGCAGAAGGAGGAGUGGUGGAAGCUUCAUUUGACUUGA